This is a messenger RNA of Priapulus caudatus, 937 nucleotides long. RefSeq names its product monomeric sarcosine oxidase-like. Gene Ontology annotation, molecular function: flavin adenine dinucleotide binding; sarcosine oxidase activity. The transcript is spliced from 6 exons. NCBI's taxonomy places the organism in Eukaryota, Metazoa, Priapulida, Priapulimorpha, Priapulimorphida, Priapulidae. Bases 71 to 841 code for a protein of 256 amino acids. The record is from RefSeq and is a predicted model, not a curated record.
AUAACGAUUGUAACAUAUCUCGCGCAACAUUUUCAGUUAGCGAUCAUUGGAACAAGAAGUGUGCAAUAGAAUGGCGUCUUCUGCUACAGAGAAAUACUAUGAGUAUAUUGUGGUUGGCUGUGGUGGUAUUGGAAGUGCAACUCUAUACUGGCUGUCUACUUGUAAAGGAGUUGAUGUCUUGGGGCUAGAACAAUUUAAACUAGGUCAUGAUAAUGGUGGAUCACAAGAUUACUCUCGUAUAAUUCGAAUGAUGUACCAUGACACCAAGUAUACGAAACUUGUGAAGGAAGCUUAUAAAUGCUGGGAGGAGGUGGAGGCCGAAUCUGGCCUGCAGAUCCUUUAUAAGACCGGCGGUGUGCAGUUUGCCGUGAAGGGCACGCCUGGAGAAUCUGGUCUCGAGAAGUAUGCAGCUGCCUCAAAAGCAGAACAUAUCGCGUUUGAGAGGGUCUCUGGACAGCAGAUAGCCGCACGAUUUCCUGGCUUUGCGAUGAGUUCGGACGUGGUGGGCUUAUACGAGCCGACAGCUGGCCUCGUGGAUGCUGCCGUCGGCAAUGCCACCCACAUACAGCUAGCGCAGGCACACGGGGCAACGGUGAUUGAUUCCUGCCCCGUGCUGAAGAUCGACACGCUGCCUUCUGGCGAGGCAAAGGUGUUCACCACCAGGGGGCAGUUCCGUUGCAGACGAGUUAUCAUUACUGCUGGUGCAUGGAUCAACAACGUUCUUGGCACUGUUGGCAUUCACAUUCCCGUCUCUGUGACCCAGGAGCAAGUCACCUACUUUGCUACGCCCAAUAUGAAACUGUACACAAAGAGCCAGUUAGUAGUUCAGUCUUCUUUCUGAUUGCUGAGCACCGCCAUGGUAGAUGGUGCAUGUAGACAUUUUCUCGUUGACCUUGGCCUGUGCUUUUCUCACUUGAAAGUUAUGCAUUUAGAGGUG